Salvelinus fontinalis (brook trout) is the source of this 1749-nucleotide messenger RNA. Its product is annotated as ATP-binding cassette sub-family B member 6-like. The coding region runs from base 298 to 1749 and encodes 483 amino acids. The record is from RefSeq and is a predicted model, not a curated record. The transcript has 12 exons. Gene Ontology annotation, cellular component: membrane. Gene Ontology annotation, biological process: transmembrane transport; heme transport. Gene Ontology annotation, molecular function: ATP binding; ATP hydrolysis activity; heme binding. Lineage: Eukaryota; Metazoa; Chordata; Actinopteri; Salmoniformes; Salmonidae.
AAAAGAAACAUACAGCGACAUGGAAACAUCGGUAUGUGGCGGCUGACGACCCUCUGUUGAACAUUUAGUUAGACCCGGAGGAACGAGGAACAAGUAGGCAAGGUCCUCUGGUCUAGUUUAUCAAAUGGCAAGUCAAGAUGCAAAAGGAGCUGGAAUUACUCUGACUAUUGAGGUAAACAUCUAUUUAUAUUUCCGUUGUUAGGCAUACAGUAUAUAACGUAUGAAAAUUCGACACGAGGGGUUGAUAAUGUUGUAUUUUGUUAUUGGUUGACCUGUUUAUGUUGUUUUUGUAUUUUAAUGCGUUACACAUCAGUGUUGUCACGGCGAGCUUCAACAGUUGUAGUAUUUCCCGAAAGUUAUUUGUUCCUUUUGUUUCUUAAAAGAAGUGUCACUCUUCCCUCAUUACAGCCUGACAAAAGAAGACAACAGAAAGAAAGCGAACAGUCCUUCCCAUCCACAUCAAAGUCGUCCCAGACCGAGUCAACAUGGCAUGGUUUUGGGCAGAAGGUGCGUCUCCUGGCCCCUUACCUGUGGCCCCGGGGCAGCCUGUCUCUUCAGUUAAUGGUCCUGCUCUGUCUGGCCCUACUGGCCAUGGAAAGGGUCAUUAACGUCUUUGUCCCCAUCUACUCCAAAAACAUAGUGAAUAAUCUGUCUGAUGGCAGCAGCUGGAGGACCCUGGCCACCACCGUGUGUAUUUAUGUCCUGCUCAAGUUCCUCCAGGGUGGAGGGGCAGGUACAUCAGGGUUUAUCAGUAACCUGAGGUCCUUCCUGUGGACGCAGGUCCAGCAGUUCACCAGCAGGGUGGUUCAGGUCCGUCUGUUUGGUCACCUCCACUCCCUGUCGUUGCGCUGGCACCUGGGGAGACACACUGGGGACGUUCUGAGAAGUGUAGACCGAGGAACAUCUUCUAUCAACAACUUGCUCAGCUACAUCAUAUUCAGUAUCCUGCCCACCAUCGCUGAUAUAGUCAUCGCCAUCCUCUACUUUGUGUCCUACUUCAAUGCCUUGUUCGGCCUCAUCGUCUUCAUCUGCUUGCUGAUCUACCUCAUUUUCACCAUCCUGAUUACUGAGUGGAGGACCAAGUACAGACGAGACAUGAACACUCAGGACAACAACGCCAAGUCUAAGGCUGUGGAUUCACUGCUCAACUUUGAGACGGUGAAAUAUUACAAUGCUGAGGGGUAUGAAGUGACCUGCUUCGAGGAGGCAAUUCUGAAGUACCAGCAGUCAGAGUGGAAGACCAACGCCUCAUUGGCCCUACUGAACCAGACCCAGAACCUGAUCAUUGGCUCAGGGCUAUUAGCAGGAUCUCUGCUCUGUGCUUACAUGGUCACAGAAGGCCAGUUCCAGGUUGGUGACUAUGUCCUGUUUGGCACCUACAUCAUCCAGCUGUACACUCCUCUCAACUGGUUUGGUACAUAUUACAGACUAAUCCAGAGUUCCUUUAUUGACAUGGAGAACAUGUUCAAGAUCUUAACAGAACACAAAGAGGUGAAAGACGAUGUCAGCGCCACAGACCUCCAGUUGACAACAGGCGAGGUGACGUUUCAGAACGUGUGCUUCAGCUACACUGAGGGGAAUGUGAUCCUCAGGGGCAUAUCGUUCACUGUGACGGCCGGCCAGACUGUUGCUCUGGUGGGCCAGUCUGGUUCAGGUAAAAGCACGAUCCUCCGUCUGCUGUUUCGCUUCUAUGACGUCCAGGGAGGAUGCAUCCGUAUUGAUGAACAGGAUAUAUCCAGGGUGAGUUAA